AUGUUUGAGGGCAAAGGUACGGGAGCCCAGUGGUCUAAUCUGAUGACACCGGUUAGUGUGGAUGACAACUUCACUCUGGGUCAAGUCUUGGGAAUGCUGCUGCUUGAUUCUGUACUCUAUUCCAUUAUUGGGUGGUAUGUGGAGACUGUUAUGCCAGGAGACUAUGGAGUUCCCCAGCCUUGGUACUUCUGUAUUCUGCCUUCCUAUUGGUGUGGGACUCCCAGAAACGCAGAGGUGAUUGAGAAGGAGGAUGAUGAAGAUCCAGAAAAGGCACUGCGAGGGGAAUACCUGGAAGAAGAACCAUCAGAUCUGAUACCUGGAGUUCGUAUUAAACAUUUAACAAAGGCAUUCCGUGUGAAUGGUAAAAAGCGUGUAGCUGUGUGGGAUCUCACACUUAACAUGUAUGAGGGACAGAUAACUGUGUUACUGGGACACAAUGGAGCAGGAAAGAGCACUACACUGUCCAUGCUGACAGGCCUUUUACCCCCAUCAUCUGGUGAAUGUUACAUUGGUGGAUACGAGAUCUCAAAAGACACCUCUCUCAUCAGGCGUAACUUGGGGCUUUGUCCCCAGCAUGAUGUGCUGUUUCAGGGACUUACUGUGGAGGAACACCUUUAUUUCUAUGCAGCGUUAAAAGGUUGUCCACGCUGGCGUUGUCCAGAGGAGGUGGAAAAGAUCCUGCAAAUCCUUAGGAUUGAAGAGAAACGCUCUGCUUUGAGUACCCAGCUUUCUGGGGGUACAUGCCGCAAGCUCUCCAUAGGCAUUGCCUUAAUAGGAGGAUCCAAGGUUGUGAUGCUGGAUGAACCCACUUCAGGAAUGGACCCAGCAUCUCGCAGGGACACAUGGGAGCUUCUGCGUCAACACAAACAUGACCGCACUCUCCUCCUUACAACGCACUUUAUGGAUGAAGCAGAUCUGCUGGGAGACAGAAUCGCCAUACUUGCCCAGGGGCAGCUGCAGUGCUGUGGAUCUCUCUCUCUUCCUCAAAAGGAAAUAUGGUGCUGGAUACCAUAUGGUGAUGGUGAAGCAGCCAAACUGUCAGGUGGAAGAGAUCACAGAACUUGUUACCAGCUAUGUGCCCAAUGCCAUUCUUGAGAGCAAUGCUGGGGCGGAGUUGUCAUACAUCUUACCCAAGGAGAAUACCAACCAGUUUGAGCAGCUCUUCUCUGAACUUGAGAACCGUAGGGAUGAAUUGGGUAUUGCUAGUUAUGGUGCUUCUGUUACCACCAUGGAAGAAGUGUUUUUAAGAGUGGGAAAACUAGUGGACACCAGUCUGGACAUACAGGCAAUCCAGCUUCCAGCACUCCAGUACCAGCAUGAGCGUCGGACUAAUGACUGGGCAGCAGAGGAGUCUUGUUCCAUGAGUGACUGCACUGAAGACAGCGGAACCCUUAUUACUGAAGACUGCUCCAGCAUCAAACUUAAUGGAGGGACGUACCUCUGGUGUCAGCAGUUUUAUGCUCUCUUCAUGAAGCGUGCUGCCUACAGCUGGAGGAACUGGAAGAUGGUGGUCGGGCAGUUCCUGGUACCAUUGGUAUUCACAACAUUGGCUCUGGUAGUAGCAAAGACAUUCCCUGGACCUCAAGAUUCUCCAGCCCUGGAAAUGAGCUUGGCACCUUAUGGGUACACAGCAGUGCCAUACUCUCUGCCACCCAAUGCUUCUCUCUUGCUACAGAGCUUGGCAGAGAACUUUAAAGAACAGCUUGAUGAACGUUAUGUGAAGCCGCAAGAAGUGAUAGGUGACCUUGAUAACUACCUCCUGAUUAAGGCUUCUGAAGAGGGCGCCCUGUUUGCAGAGCACUGUCUCUGCGCUGCGGAGAUGCAGAGCGUUAAUUCACGUGUCCGCAUCACUGCCCGUUUUAACAACCAGGCCUAUCACGCCGUAGCUGCUGCUCUUGCUUUGGUUGAUAAUGCCCUAUUCAGGCUACUUGCUGGCCCCAACGCCUCACUUUCAGUGACCAACUAUCCCCAGCCACGGAACACUACAGAAACUGCACGGGAUCAGCUGCUUGAGGCCCAGACCGGCUUUGCCAUAGCCAUCAACCUGCUCUAUGGAAUGGCCUCUUUAGCCAGCACAUUUUCUCUGCUUCUUGUUGGAGAAAGAGCUAUAAAGUCAAAACAUGUACAGUUUGUGAGUGGAGCUUCUUCCUUCAGCUAUUGGUUGUCCGCCCUGACCUGGGACCUGCUCAACUUCCUAAUCCCAUGUGCUCUAAUGCUGGUGGUAUUUCAGGCAUUCGGAGUCCGGGCGUACACAGAUGAUCAUCACUUGGUGGAUGUCAUGAUAAUGUUACUGCUCUAUGGCUGGGCUGUCAUUCCCCUUAUGUACUUGUUUAGCUUCCUAUUCACCUCCACUGCAACCGCAUACACCCGACUCACCAUCUUCAACAUUCUGUCUGGCACAGCCACCUUCUUAUCGGUCACUAUCAUGAGCAUUCAAGCCCUUGGCAUGGUAAACCUGUCUCGAAUCCUGGACCUUGUAUUUUUGGUGCUUCCCAAUUAUUGUCUGGGACGAGCAUUUAGUAACUUCUAUCAAAACUAUCACUUCCUGCAAUUCUGCACUUCUUCUAUAGGAACUGAAAUUGUCUGCAAAAUGCUGAAUAUCAGCUAUCAAACAAAUUACUACUCUUUCUAUCAACCGGGAGUGGGUCGUUAUUUGACAUCAAUGACUGUCCAAGGCCUGACCUUUCUGUGUCUCCUCUUCAUUAUCGAGAGUCGAAUCCUCUGCCAGCUUUGGCAGUUAAGACAUCGUUACUGGUCUGCACUCCCAGAAUCUCCAGUCACUCCCCCAGAGGACCGAGAUGUAGCUGAUGAGAGAAAGAAGGUGUUGGAGUCUCCUGUAGAGCAAUCCCUCAGCAGCCCUUUAGUAAUCAGGGAGCUCAGUAAGAUAUAUGGUCGGCGUGACUUCGUCCUUGCUGUUGACCGCAUGUCUUUAGCCAUCAGCAGAGGAGAGUGCUUCGGUUUGCUUGGCUUUAAUGGAGCUGGUAAGACCACCACAUUCCGCAUGCUGACUGGGGACGAAAGUGUCAGCUCGGGGGAUGCAUAUAUUGAUGGACAUAGUAUCCUGAGCAGCAUGAAGAAGGCUCAGCAGCGGAUUGGCUAUUGUCCUCAAUUUGACCCGCUGCUGGAACACAUGACGGGUCGGGAGACUUUGUGUAUGUAUGCUCGUCUGCGCGGUGUCCCCGAGACCUACAUUUCCAGUUGUGUGGAGAACAUGCUGCGUGGUCUGCUCCUGGAGGCUUACGCCAAUAAGCUGGUGCGGACAUACAGUGGUGGAAAUAAGAGGAAGCUCAGUGCUGGCAUUGCUCUGAUUGGAGGUCCACCUGUUAUUUUUAUGGAUGAGCCUUCCACCGGAAUGGACCCCGUAGCGCGGAGGUUGCUGUGGGAUGCUGUGACGAGGACACGGGAAAAUGGGAAAGCUGUGAUCAUCACUUCUCAUAGCAUGGAAGAGUGUGAGGCUCUUUGUACACGGCUCGCCAUUAUGGUGAACGGUCAGUUAAAGUGUCUCGGAAGCCCCCAGCACCUAAAAAGUAAAUUUGGCAGUGGUUACACAUUGCUUGCCAAGACUUCCAGAGGAGAAGAUGACCUUAAAGCCUUCAAAGAAUUUGUAGAGACUGUCUUUCCAGGCAGCCUGUUGAAGCAUGAGCACCAAGGUAUGGUUCAUUAUCACAUAACAAAUCAGAAGCUGAGCUGGGCUCAGGUAUUUGGGAUUCUUGAAAAGGCCAAGGAGAAGUAUGAUCUGGAAGAUUACUGUGUAAGCCAGAUCACACUGGAGCAAGUCUUCCUGAGCUUCAGCCAUUUCCAGCAGCCACCAGAAGUAGGCUUAGUAUAG
Molecule: messenger RNA, 3829 nt
Organism: Staurois parvus
Lineage: Eukaryota; Metazoa; Chordata; Amphibia; Anura; Ranidae
Source: the annotation of a GenBank genome assembly